This is a messenger RNA of Marasmius oreades (fairy-ring Marasmius), 2237 nucleotides long. RefSeq lists its product as uncharacterized. Gene Ontology annotation, biological process: intracellular protein transport; vesicle-mediated transport. Gene Ontology annotation, cellular component: membrane coat. Lineage: Eukaryota; Fungi; Basidiomycota; Agaricomycetes; Agaricales; Marasmiaceae. Bases 60 to 2237 code for a protein of 725 amino acids. The record is from RefSeq and is a predicted model, not a curated record. The transcript is spliced from 10 exons. Gene Ontology annotation, molecular function: clathrin binding.
GCGUCUACAUAAGUACCGGCUCACGGUCAAGUGAAAUCGCGUUUUUGAGAAAUAUUUGGAUGGCCCAGCCUGGUCAGGAUGCUAAAUUCUUUCAACGUGGAAAGAUUGAGGAAUUUCGUGCAGAGCUUCAGGCAGCUGAAACGAAGGACAAGAAAUAUGUCAAGCGUAGAACGGUGUUGAAGAAGAUUGUAGCAAACAUCACUAUGGGCACCGACAUGUCUCCUCUAUUCACGGAUGUCGCUCAAUGCCUGGGAACACCUUUACUGGAGAUCAAAAAAAUGGUCUAUCUCUUUCUCGUUAGUUAUGGACGCUCGAAACCCGAUCUCAUUCACCUCGUCAUCCCAAACUUCUUACAGGACUGCAACGACCGAAACCCCCUUAUCCGCGCUCUAGCCAUUCGAACCAUGUCAUAUAUACCUAUUCCUGUGGUCACAGAUGCCCUGACCGACAAUCUCCGGCACGCAUUGAAAGAUCGCGAUCCUUAUGUUCGGAAAACAGCCGCGAUAUGUGUCGCGAAGCUUUACACUGCUGACCCACGCAGGGCUGAGAAGGAAGGUUUCGUCGAGCUGCUCCGUGACCUGAUGUUGGAUGCGAACGCAACCGUGGUCGCCAAUGCUGUCGCUGCUCUAUCUGAGAUUGGGGAUAGACAGGACGGCGUAACAUUUAGGCUAAAUUUGGCUACAGCAAAUAAGCUCUUGGUCGCAAUACCAGAUGCUUCCGAAUGGGGCCAAAUCUACAUUCUCGACUCUCUUUUACGAUAUGUCCCAGAACAACACGCCGAUGCAGAAUUGAUGGCAGAACGUAUACUCGUACAGUUGCAGCACGCAAACUCUGCUGUCGUUCUCACAACGAUCAAGGCACUCAUGUACCUGAUGAAUUACAUGGCAAAUCGUCAGCUCAUCGACCAUAUUUGUAAAAAGAUGGGACCUCCUCUAGUUACUCUUUUAGCUUCCGGACCAGAGGUGCAGUAUGUCACCUUGAGAAAUAUUCUUCUCAUCAUUCAACGCCGGCCGCAAGUCCUGAAAAACGACGUUCGCGUGUUUUUUUGCAAAUACAAUGACCCCAUCUACGUGAAACUGGCUAAAUUGGAAAUUAUGUAUAGACUCGCGCGAGCAGAAAACGCCAAAGAAGUUCUGGCGGAAUUACAAGAGUAUGCCUCUGAAGUUGACCUCGAUUUCGUUCGGAAAGCCGUGCGUUCCAUUGGACGACUGGCGAUUAAGGUCGAAGGCGCCGCAGACGACUGUAUACAGGCCCUUUUGGACUUGAUUGAGACAAAAGUUACAUACGUCGUGCAAGAAGCUGUCAUCGUCAUCAAGGAUAUCUUCAGAAGGUAUCCGGGCAAGUACGAAGGGAUUAUCCCCACCCUUUGUGAGAAUCUUGAUGCGUUAGACGAACCAGAGGCAAAAGCGUCGAUGAUUUGGAUCAUUGGACAAUUCGCCAACAUAAUAGACAAUGCAGACGAGUUGCUUGAUGUCCUCUGCUUCUCGUUUCUAGACGAGACUGUCGAGGUUCAACUUGCUUUGCUUACCGCUACAGUCAAGCUCUUUAUAUAUAAAUCCCAGUCGAGUAAAGCUAAGGAGCUGGUGCACAAGGUCCUCAAAAACGCCACGGAAGAGAUUGAUAACCCUGAUCUUCGUGACCGAGGAUUCAUGUACUGGCGAAUGCUCGCAAUCAAUCCGACUGUUGCAGGAGAGAUUGUACUUGCUGAAAAGCCUGCCAUUACCACCGAUUCCGACCGGAUGGAUCGUGGAGCUCUAGACCAAUUAUUACUUCAUACUGGGACGCUGGGUAGUAUAUAUCAUAAGAAUCCGGAGACGUUCAUUCGUGGGGCAGUCGGAAGGGCUCUGAAGGACAGCCCUGCUUUGAAUCCCCAUUCGAGGGCGGUGUUGUUAUCUUUACCCCGACCGAACCUUCCCUCGCAAGAAAUAUCUGUCCCGGGACCUGGUCCGAAAGAAUCCCAUGCACCAUCGUCAUUCCAAAAGGAAGCACCGCCAUUACCGUCGAAGACGAAUAGCACUGAUAAAGCGCCUGUGAUCCCAACUUCUCCCCUCGACAAUGGUACACCCAGCGAUGGAGAGGAAGACGAAGAUAUCCCAACAGCGACUGGAAAGAGUGCUAACGAUCCGUAUUCCAAUCUGGACGGCGCUUUUGGAGGUUACCUUGCAGAUGCACCCCAGCCCAUGACAGCUGGUAAUCACCGGGCACGGCAUGGAGACGAAGAGGAUCUACUAUUUUGA